This is a messenger RNA of Bombus pyrosoma, 8275 nucleotides long. Its product is annotated as cilia- and flagella-associated protein 61-like. The record is from RefSeq and is a predicted model, not a curated record. The transcript has 22 exons. Lineage: Eukaryota; Metazoa; Arthropoda; Insecta; Hymenoptera; Apidae.
UAGAAUAAUUUCUCUUUGAGCUUACAAAUUCAUACCGGUGCUUGUAUAUAAUUGACGAAGCUUUAUGUCGAAACCAUGUAGCGUGUUUUACAUUAUUCGUUUCUUUAGCGUUGGUGAUAUCUUUUUUUCAACGUGUUGUGGCAAGAAAUAUUGUGCUACUAAUCGUCACUAAACCAUCCGUUAUUCGAAAAUUUAUUUAAGGAAUUUUUAGUAAGAUAUGUUGAAGGAUUUUAACUAAUAUAUAAUCGUAUAGCAGUGUUUAAAUAACUGUUUAUCUGCUGUCCUAUUUUGUUUUCACAUCUAAUAUUAGCCAAAAUUCUUUUAGAUAUCGUUUCUAGCAUGUACAGUGAAAAAUUUAUUUCACAUCGCCGUAGAACUUGUUACAAAGAGAAUCAGAGUGCAGCGUAGUUUUCAACGUACUCCGCAAAUGAAAUUCGCAUCGACCCAAUACCUUCUAGUAUACUCUAUCGAACACGUUAAUUAACUUAUGAUACCUGAGUAUAGAUAAGCCGACUAAUGACGCAACAUGUGCUGCGUUUAUGCAAGGUAUCGUUAGAGAACGACUAAUCACGUCAUUCCCAAAAUCUUCCGAAUGAAAUUUCGCGGGAUAUUCUAACGACAAUGACACGAAACAUCCUCGUACCUGUCACGCCAGCGAAACAACUUCGAUCCCAUUUUUAUCGCAGCAGAAACGCAACAUUUGCUUCGCUUCGAGAGUUUGCUGGCUAACCGCGAAGAAUUGUGGGAACAUUGGCGAAGUAAAAGUAAAGCAGCUACGAGUCGCGUUUCGCAAGUCGGAAAUUCGUACGGUGGUUGGUCUGACGUAACCCGUUACGAAUCGUUGCGCGUUCAAUGGUCCAUAUUGCGCGUUACUUCUCAAACAGAAUAAACAUCGUUUCCGAUGAUUUAGCUAUGCGUCGAAAUAUCUUUCUAAGAGUUUCUUCGUCAUAUAUCAGAGGAAGUGGAGACUGAUAGGAAAGUGAAAGACAUGGUAUCAGCGUGGUUGAACAAGAAGUCACGAUCCUUGGCUAGUGCUUCCGUGUUUCUUGCAGUUAUUAAUAAAAGCUCGUUCUCUGUACACGACGGGGCGACUGCGAGCCGCCCCUUCUUCGGCAACGGGACGAUCUCACGGCCUGUAAUCAGUCGGCGGAUCUCCCAAGAGCUAAUUAGAAACUUACGGAGAAGAGGUUUCUGUCAGCAACGUUCCUCAAGCCAGAGGAAGAAGCCUUUUCCUCUGGUAACGAUAACAGAUCGUUAUGCGCACAUACGCUCGUGCUUUUCGUCUACAAUUUCAUCCGUUCGAGUUAGGUGCAAUUACUCUUAACUGCUUUGAACGAACGUUCUCGCAGUCAGUAAAGGUAGAACAGUCGAACAUAGGAUAUAUUUGAUGAAUUCUCGUAAUUCGAAUACAUAGUAUCUCUGAACGAAUUAUAGACAUCGGAACCGAAAGUAGGUUCUUUAAAAGAGGAACAGCUUUACUGCCAAAACAUGGGAGCCAGGUGCGCGUUUUCGCGCUGCGUAUCGUGACACGAAGUUGCAUGACGCCACGUCGUUAGCCAGGUAUUCGUAAAUGCAGCAAGUCCUUGGUAAAGUCUUGAAUCGAUUGCUUUCCAUCGAAGCGAUAAGAAAAGAAAAAGAAAAUAGCCGGUAGCAAAAUAAAUCGAUUCGAUGCGAUUACUUUGAAGCCUAAAAAGCGGGAGACGCAAGGGAAGACUUUGAUAUGGCGGAACGGCGGCGAAGGCCAACGAAAAAAAGUGCACCGAUGCAACAUACCGUAACGAUCGUGUCUGUUAUUGUCGAUUGCAUCGUGGAGCGCGCACGUGCCAGCACCAAGUGCAACGUAAAUAGCUUCCGCGAUGUGUCUUGCGGCAAACCGCAAGAUGGAAGAAAUUCUAUCGUUGAAAUUGUCAACUAACAGCGCGCAAAUCUUUCGAUACUUUUUCCUAAGUUUCUUCGAUACUUUUGGAGGUGCAGUCUGCAACGCUUCCGCUUUGUUAUUUCCGCUUUGAAACAAAUUGACGCUGUUGUGGACGGAGCUUAAUACUCGAGAAGAAAGCGGAGUAAGAAGGGAACAGCGAAGAGAACGCGAAGCAAUUACUUUGCCCCACCGUUUAAAUCGUUCGACGAGUUUCGUUAUUACCUUUUUUGCGAGCAUUAAAGUCGGUCGCCUCGAUGGGCGCAUAUAGAGAGAGAGUUUCACUUUUCCCACGACUAUCUGUCAUCCAAUGAUUUCAAUCGAUCGGCUUUUUUCUCGGUUAUUGGCAGUUGCACCAGCGGUGAUUAGUACAUACUCAUAUAAGUGCAAGUGAUCGUUUCAACCCUGAAAUCAGUCACGCAACAUUUACUAUAGUAUUCUGUAGUUCGAUCGGGAAUCGAAUGUCCAGCGAUAAAUUUCGGUUCGCUGAGACUAGCACGGUUAUGAGAGAAGAAAAAUGUUGAGUAUAUGGCUGGGCGAUCCAGAGGUAUAUUUCCACGGAAGGAAAAGUCUGUAUGCAGCGACAAAGAUUUUCGGUGUCAGACUAAUGGAGCACGCCGAUCUGCCUAAUCUCCAGCAACUCAUACGUCCGGAGACGUAUGAAAUUUUUGGAGACGUGGACCUCGAACGCAUCUUCGAGACGAGUUGUCUAUCGAUGGUGCAGUGUAACGAAAAGUGUGAAAUCGUUUCAGGCAUAUGCCUUUGCAAUUAUCCGAACGUGCCGUCGGUGACUCCAGAUGAUUGGCUGACUUGGUUGUACAGAUUGUACAAGAUCGAAGAUGUGACAGAAGGAAACGCGAUGUUUGUACAUAUCCUCGUCUGGGACAAACGAUAUACUGGCAACUUCUUCGCAGACCUACUGACAGGACUCUUCGAUAUCACGUCGUAUUUGCAGCACGUGAUUCUCGUGAUUCCUCCUCAGAUUAUUAUACCUGCCGCGGACGUGUUCGAACAGCAGAUGAUCAGGAUCCCGCAAUACUGUGCCGACAAGCCGUCCGUGCAGUCAAUCUACAUAACCGAACGUCAUCUAAAAAAUCCCAGGCUCAAGAUUCGACGUGCUGUAGAAGAGGAUAACGACGACAUAGUAGCGAUCAUCGACGCGGAGUCGAGCCUCGUAAAAGAAUUUUAUGGAGAAUUUUACGUCAGCGAGAUGAUUCGCAAUCCUGACAACUGUCGACGAUUGAUCGUUUCCGAGGAUGACGAUGGUUUUGCUACUGGCGUAAUGUUUCUCAAUAGCAACGUAGAUGUAGAUACGCUCAAUCAGAAUUUCGAACUGCGACCGUACAACGGUCUUAGAAAGAUCCAUGAAAAUGACAAAUUUCUCCGACAAAGCAUGCAGCCUGCCAGCAAAACGUUCUUCUCUAUAUUUUGGAGAAAGUCUCUUGAGGAAUCAACGGAAGAGUUAGUAUUUCUUAUUGUACUUCGUUUUGGGACACAUCGAAUUUGUGACUUAUUCUUUCUGACGACUAAUUCUGGAGAAUUCUUGAGUAGAUUUAUCUGUCAGAUGCAUUUAUGUCAGACAUAUUCACACCGCAUUAGAUCCUCCGAGAAACUUUCACCGGAAGAGAGCAUGGAAAGCUUCGAGGACACGGACUCUAGAGUUUCUGUAGCUUCCGAAUCGACGAAACUGUUACCACCUACGAGAAAACUGAUCGAUCCAUCGAUAAUGACCUCCGCCAGUGAUCUGCAAUCUAUAGCCGAUUACUUCGACAUGUACUAUCGAUCAAAAUUGAUGACCAACGCGUUCACAGACUCAUUAUUUACCAUACCACGAAGAUCUAUCGUUACCUUCGGUGAAUCUUUCGGAGACCCAGUAUUCGACAAGAUCGAUGUCCCUUUGCAGCCUGUUUAUCACGGCGAUGUUAACGCAUUCGUUUUGGAAAUUUUCGCGAUGAAAGAUCAAAUAAAACGUCGCUGGAGUAGGAACUUUAUGGAGGCCGCGUUCGAGCGUUUUCCCGACUUGGAUUAUUGCGCGAUCCUUCUGCCUUUCUCUCAUCCUUAUUUUCCUCUCCUCCAACAUUUCGUGCGUGUACCACUGAAGUGCAACAAGGAUUAUCCGAUGACACUAUACGUAAUGCAUCGUACUGCUCUUCUGGGUCACAUAAAGCUUCGAGAAGCUAAGCUUUCUGAUAGAGACGACAUACAAGAACUUUUGCAGAAUAUUCCAAAAGCGGAGCAAGUUUUAAUAGACUUUGACAUCGCGAUGGACGAAAGACCAUCAGAGAUGCAGUGUUAUGUCUGUCAAUGGAAGGACAGGAUAAUCGGUGUAGCAAUUCUUUGCGUCGAGAAAGAAGUCACGUAUAUUAGACGACGUUAUCACGUAGAAGAUUACAUCGCGGAGAAAAAUAUACCUGGCGAUGCUUAUGGACGUAUUCUACAUUUCAUACUGAUGCCAGUUUUCUCCAUUCAUCUGCCCUUCUUCUUCUGCGAGAUCGCUCGUUUUAGUGGCAUGAUCGUUCUUUAUUAUCGACUUACAGGAACAGCGUUGAGUGCAUUGACUCGCACGCAUCCUCUGACAAUAUGCUUGAACACUAUGGUUCCCGUGAGGCCUCGUCGAAGAAUCGAAUACAAGUAUCGUGGUUUCGAGGAAACUGACGAGCCUACGAAACGAACCGAAAGUUUUUCGCUUUUCAUGACGUCACCAAGGAUCGCAUUGAUACCAAAACCGAUCAUCGAUUCGAGGGUGGUUGUGGUGGGCGCCUCGGAUUGUGCCGUUGCAUUCUUAGAACAUCUUAUUUUUGGACAAAGCUUCAUACGAUUCGCGAAUAUCACUCUGAUAUCACCACACGGCUUACCUUUCGAGGACGAAGACGAAAUGUGCGCGCGUUUGCUACCCUUCAAGGGCCGAUAUUGUCCGAGGUAUCGUCGGCUGAUUGGGGCACGUUAUCGAAUUAGUAUUGUAUAUGGAACAGUGACGUCGAUUCAAAGGUAUGGAAAAACACAGAGAGGAAAUAAAAACAUCGUAGAGAUGCGUUUAUGGGGAAUUGGAAGGUGCAAAUAUGCACAGAAUGCACGUAUUGUAAUAGGCAAACAUAGACACAAAUAUUCUCGUGGCCGAUUGCAUGCACCUAAUAGGAAAGAGAAAUACGUAACUGUGAUGCAUCAAGGAAACAUUACGUACGAUUAUCUCGUCUUAACCUGCGGAAUGCAGUACCAGCGUCCUCAAUUUCAGGAUGAAUUGGACGAACAGAAAAAAGGAGAAUUUUUGCAGCACGAAACACCUUGGAACUGUUUGACGCUCAAUGACGAUACAGAAGCAGCUAUCUGUUUAGAGAAGAUCGAAGAGUUGACGAAUAAAUUGAAACGCGAAAGGAAGAUUAUUUUUUAUGGACACAACAUCGAUUGUUAUUGCGCCCUUCAAGGAUUGCUCGAAUUUGGAGUUAAGGGUUCUUGGAUCACACUGAUUCAACCGCCAUUGCAAAAGUGCACAUCCUACGAAAAUAUCUUCUUCAACGAUUGCGAAGUACAAAAAGCACGCGAAUUAGAUUUGUUUUCCUUUAGUCGUUCGAACGACACUCUUCGACUGCACUGUACAACACUGAGCAACUAUUCUGUUACUGAUAUACAAUAUUUAUACGUUUACAUUCUUAGAAUCUCGAUAAAUAUGUGGCUAUCGAAGGUGUACGCAGAAGUGAUGAAGUCGAUUUCGAAGAAUAAUAUCGAGGUGCUCGUGGGUUGGGAAUUGAUCGAUUGGCACGUAAAAAGCUUGCCACGAGGAAGUAUGAUAGAAGCGAUCGUUAUCCGCCUGAAAGGUAAAACCAGAACGUUGGACUGCGACGCCUUUCUAAAUUUUCGCGAGAAGACCAUCAACAUGAGGAUAUUUUUGGCGAUCUGUAGGUCUGGACUUAUGUUCGACGGCCAGCUGGUCAUAGACACGGAAUUAAGGACAAACGAUCCAUCGAUCUUUGCUGCUGGUAGCAUAACUAAGUAUUGUAGGAGAUUCUACCUCGAAGCCUGGCAACAUAUAUACUUUAAUAGUAUAGAGAUCGGCGAGAAAGUUAGUAAACCAAAACGUCCUUGCACGAUUCAUAAAUAUUGCGGUUUAUUGGCUAUAAACUUCUCUUUUAUGAUCUUACGAGUUUUAAUGAAACUUAAUAUUUCAAAACAGACAAAUAUGCAGCUGGCGAAGAUUCUUCGAUCGGUGAUCGAAAAUGAACAUCGAGGCAGCGAGACAUCGGUCGCACAGUUGAAAAGCAAGGAAGAUCAGCCGAUAGUCGCGUUUCGAUCACCGAAAAUCGUGGCCUGUAUUUUACCCGGUGGUUAUCGCUACCUUCACGUCGGCAAGUCUGGAAAAUCCAUGUUACGCAAACCUGCGAUUCAUUACGACAUUUACGUGAGUUUUCAUUGUGGUUUCGCUACGUUUCGCGAGGAAAUUCGUUUAAGCGAUCGUAUUUAGGGUCAAGUGCUGAUAACAGGCUCGUGUACAUCGGAAAUUGGCUACUUCCGCAUACAACUGAAUCAGUUUGACAUGAUAGAAACAGUAACGUGUUUCAACAAAAAGGAUUUUGAAGUGCGUCAUAUGGUCGCGUUAUACGGAAAACACGAGAGCUUACUGAACGAGCUUAAAGCACGUUUCGAAAAGUCGUUGAUCUCGGACUUUUACGCGUACUUCCGGGAACCAUGGGCCAUGGCGAUCUUCUACGAUAGAUUCGAGUGUCUUCGAGUGGAGAACCGUGCUACACUCUUGUCGAAAACGGCAAUUCCUGGACAAUCAUUAGUUGAUGAUUGCGUGCGUGCACUAGUACGAUCCAACUGGAAUGCGAUACAAGACGACGAUCGUCAGACCAUCCAAUCGAGAUUCGCUGGCUCGGUGUACCAGCAGGAAAUAGAGGAAAAUUUGCUAGAUCUGCUACAGUUCUCCGAAGAAGACUUGCCUGUUUACUGCACUCCUGGAAAAUUCCGUGAAUUAUACGCGGACAUUGAAAACAGUCCACUGUACACUGAUUUGUAACUAAAGAGACUCGUAAAGAUAUUUAAACAGAUAUAGAAAUCUUCUAUAAAUAUAUUAUCUGCAUUGCACAAAACAUUCGAACAUUUUAUUAAUACUAUGUAAUCACACGACUGUCGUGAUCGUAUUGGUAAAGUUUGAAAUAAGAUGGACGACUAUAAGUGGGUUCGAUUCGUUGAUUAAAAUUUCGUUCGACAGAAAAGAAUUCAUUAUAAACAAAGUUUUACCACGUUUAUAAAAAUAUUCUACGGCAACGUUCAGAUACUUUCUUGUAUCACCGUAAAUGGAUGAUCCUGUUACAGCUAAUUUCCAUUUCACGCUUUCUCGAACGAACAGGCACAAGAUAAACGAUGACAAAAUGACUCGCAGUCUUUUUCUUCGACACGUAAAACGCGUUUUCGAAUCACGCGCGACGCCCGCCAAAACCACAAACACGUUACAGAUCGAUGAACAGACGCUUCUGAUUUUAAGAUCGCCUUUUCAAUCGGAAACUGUCCUCGAUUGCUUCGUCCGUGCCUGUUUACUUGGCAUGCUAUCCAAUCUGUGGGUCAAGUUUAACAUUCCAAAGAGCUGCUCCAUAAACAUACAGCUCAAGGCAUUUACUCGCCACCUACGCACCAUGAAACGACAAAUACGCGUUACAGAAAUGUCACGGCACGCCUUUUAAACGCGAAAUUGUCUCUCUGGUUGCUUAUCAGCUUGUGCAGAUCGCGGAUCCUCGACUUAUUCUCUUUGGAGAACAGAAUCGCCUAAUCUAAAAGAGAAAGUACGUUUGAGGCCUGACUUUAGCAGCGUUCGACCUGUAACACUUACACGUGACAAACAAUAGUGAGACAUUCUGUGUAUCUAAGUACACUGUUCGAAAUAAUUAGUGAGUUGCUAGUAUGAACAGAAUUACGCAGGAAUCCAAUACCGUCAUCCUUAAUUAAAAUGUUCUGCCAAGAAUUUCUUCGUUUUUCAAGAUAGAUAGGUACGUUGAAAUAUUUGGAAUCCGUCAAAUAAAAUUGUAUUAUGUAGAGUAUUACGAAAUAAUGAUUCGGCAUUUUAAAACGAACGAGCACGAAACUUCACUAAAUAAGUUACAAACAAAUGAUUUAGAAAAUAAUUACCUCUUUAUUCUCCAAAUUUUUUGCAUUGCUAAUAUAAGAAUGAAAUGUUAUCUUUUGUACAGUAAAUGUUGUAAAAGAAGUUGAUAAAUUAGCAGUAUAUUUACUGCCUUUAUACCGAAGCUACAAAAGCUUUUGUCUAUUUACGAGGAAUUUCUUUCCUUGGCGGGUUUAUGUUCUUCAUGGUUGGAAAGUAGAAACCUGAAACAGUCAUUAGGAAAAUGUACACAUUCAAGCAACGUAUAU